Molecule: messenger RNA, 739 nt
Organism: Lycium ferocissimum
Lineage: Eukaryota; Viridiplantae; Streptophyta; Magnoliopsida; Solanales; Solanaceae
Product: protein translation factor SUI1 homolog
Exons: 3
Coding region: 141-482 (113 amino acids)
Biological process (GO): translational initiation
Molecular function (GO): translation initiation factor activity; RNA binding
Source: RefSeq, a predicted model, not a curated record
CAAACUAUUCUAUUCUCUCUGCACUUAAAUCUAUCCAAACGCGGUCUAAUCUCUCCAAACCCUAAUUUUCCAAUCAGGUCUGAGCAUCCAAGUUUGGUGAUUUGAGCACGGUUGUUGUCUUUUAUUCUCAACAAAGUUUCAUGUCUGAGCUCGACCUCCAAGUUCCCGCUGCUUUUGAUCCCUUUGCUGAGGCAAAUGCUGACAAUUCUGGAGCUGGGACAAAAGAUUAUGUACACAUUCGCAUACAACAAAGGAAUGGUCGUAAAAGCCUGACAACUGUGCAAGGAUUGAAGAAAGAAUUCAGCUACAAUAAAAUACUGAAGGACCUAAAGAAAGAGUUUUGCUGCAAUGGUACUGUUGUCCAGGAUCCAGAACUAGGCCAGGUUAUUCAACUCCAGGGUGAUCAGAGGAAGAACGUUUCGACAUUUCUUGUCCAGGCUGCAAUUGUGAAGAAAGAACACAUCAAAAUUCAUGGUUUUUGAUUGCCAUUAUCAUUAAUCAUCGCCCAGCUCUUAAAUUUGUUGUGUCGGAGCGGGAAAUGUUAUGCAAAUUCAGUUACAAUAAAGUUUACUAGUGCUUUAUCCCCUCAAAAAGGUAAAAAAGAGACCUUCUAGUGUUAGUUUUCUGCUGGUUUGAUAUUAAAAUACUUUGUUGCCCGCAGACACUCUGCUAGUGUUAUGGGUGAUUUAUAUUUUCCAGAACAAUCGUUGUAUGUGCUAAUAGAGUUACGGGUUUAUCA